AUGCUUGAGGCUCGAUCAUAUCAGGAAGGGAGUCUGUGGUUCUAUGCACCGAACAAGGGUGCUCCCAUUGCUUUUGCAGUACUCUUUGCAUUAUCCGGAGGUAUCCAUUUUUACCAAUGCCUUCGGUACAAAUCUUGGAAGGUAACCGGCCUUCUCCCAUGGUCUGCUCUCCUCUUCACCGGAGGUUUCAUCACAAGAACCGUCGGUGCGUUUGGGCAGUGGGGUAACAUCGGCAUCUACAUUGCUAGCAGCGUCCUCCUACUGGCAGGCCCACCUGUUUACGAAGGCGCAAAUUACUUCAUCCUCGGUCGCAUGCUCUACUACAUACCUUACCACUCACCUAUUCACCCCGGUCGUGUUUUCACCACUUUCGUUGCUGUCGGAGUAGCCAUCGAAGCCAUCACAGCUAACGGAGCCGUUCGAGUCGCAAGCUCCGAUUCGACACCGCACGACCAAAGCAUUGGAAAAGCCCUGCUCAAGGCAGCCCUUAUCAUGCAGCUCGCUCUCAUGGUGGCAUUCACUGCACUAGCCGCCAAGUUCCAAUUUAACUGCUCCAAAGGAGGUGUGCUGAAUGCUAAGAUCAAGCGGUGUCUGAUUGUUCUGUACAUCAGCUCUACGCUCAUCACCAUUCGAACCAUCUACCGAACCGUCGAGUACUUUACUGCCGCGAACCUCAACACCUACACUGAUAUCGAGCACAUCAGUCCGGUGCUCAAGCAGGAAUGGUUCUUCUGGUUCUUCGAAACGGUUUUCAUGUAUAGCAACAGUACCCUGCUCAACAUGUUUCACCCAAUGCAGGUUUUACCUCGCAACAACAAGAUUUACCUGUCUCAGGAUGGCGAGACGGAGAUUGAAGGGCCUGGAUACGAGGAUACUCGCCCUAAGAUUGCCACAUUUGUUGACCCGUUUGACAUUUAUGGUCUGAUUGUGCACCGGGGUAAGAAGGAGAAAUACUGGGAGACCAAUGAGGCGCAGCAAGUUAAGGCUUCUGAUGCGCGCACCCCUCAAGAGGCAUGA
Penicillium argentinense is the source of this 1017-nucleotide messenger RNA. RefSeq names its product putative RTA1 domain protein. The transcript is spliced from 4 exons. Gene Ontology annotation, cellular component: membrane. The record is from RefSeq and is a predicted model, not a curated record. The coding region runs from base 1 to 1017 and encodes 338 amino acids. Lineage: Eukaryota; Fungi; Ascomycota; Eurotiomycetes; Eurotiales; Aspergillaceae.